Penicillium pulvis is the source of this 654-nucleotide messenger RNA. RefSeq lists its product as uncharacterized. The transcript is spliced from 3 exons. Lineage: Eukaryota; Fungi; Ascomycota; Eurotiomycetes; Eurotiales; Aspergillaceae. The record is from RefSeq and is a predicted model, not a curated record. Bases 1 to 654 code for a protein of 217 amino acids.
AUGUUUUUUCACGUUUUCUUUGCCUUGGGCGGGGUCUCCGCCGCUUAUGCUCAAUCUACUGCUAGCUCGCCCUUCUUAGCCCAGUGGCUUAUCUUAAGUGACUACUCCAUCUCUACUGUUGGAGGCGAUGACACUCAUACCACAUACAAUGUAAAGUGUGAUACCGACGCCACUCGUUGCUCGCUUCCUGCGGCUGGUGUUACCGUUUUCACUGCCCCAUCAUCUGUCGGACUAUAUUAUACUGCACUCUCUGAGACAUUUAAAUCAUUAGUUGAUUGUACCUAUAUCGACGCUCGUGCAUCGGCAGUUUGCUUUGCUUUACAGGCUGCUCCCGGUGUGGCUGUUCAGAGCGGUACUUUUGUGACGGGCCUGAGUAUAAGUACCACGACUGCCACCCUGCCCGCCGCUUCCGUUGAACUGGGCUUUAACACGGCUACUACAACAACUACCGUUAUCCAGACGACCGAGGGGGUUGUGUCAGCAGCAGGAACUACUUCUCACAGCGAGACUGCGACAAAAACUGGCGCUGCGGCGAGUGCAACGAAGGCUAGCGGUGCGAGUGAGGUAUUUGGGCAUCGUAAUUCUAACCUGGCUGUGGGCGCUGCAAUGAUUGGCCUAUCUUUGUUAUUGAGUACAUUGAUGUCUAUGUUUUGA